UUGUAGUAAAUUACAUUAAAACUUAUCGGUUACCGUAAAGUUCAGACAAAAAUGCUUUUCACUGUUUCCCCCGACUAACUCUAGUAAGAUACAUAAUCCGUAAAAUGUAGCAUCUGGACCAAAAUAUAAAAAUGACUCUCAGUGCGAACUUGCUGUUAGUCUAUCAAAUUUGAUGGUAAUCGAUGAUUUUCAACACACCAACACAGUUACUUAAAUGCUGGACUAUCGAUAUAAAUAUAUAGAGCACAUAACUAUUGUCAAUAAUUAUCGGCAUAUCAAAGGCAAUAGUUGUUUACCUAAUUAUUAAAUACCUUUAUUAGUAAAGUUUUGUACAAAUUUGUGUAUUUACCUAUGCUUUUACACGUGUGUAUUAUUUGGCCAAGAGUCUGAAAGAUCUAAAAAUGGAUUUCAAUUUGGGUAUGGACCUCUUUGGAACAGACGUUCCGCUCGACAACCGAGAAAUAACGUGCAUAUCUCCGGAAAACUAUAUUAAAAGCGAAAUAACGUUUGAAGAGGAACAAAUAACAGAGACAACUUUCCUAGACUUGCCAAUAGAACAUAUUUGCCAAGUGGAAGUGGGCACAGCUCUGGAAAACAACGAGGAUAAUUUAUCAAACCUCAGCAAUGUAGGCGAAAUGUCUGAGCUUCGGAAAGAAGCUGAACAAUGUGCUGAUCAUGAUUCGAAAUUUUCCGACGCAUUGAAUGACCAUAACUAUACGUCCCAAGAAGUCGUGGUGGGCCAACCCAAACUAGAUAGAGUUAAAGAUAUUCUUUUGAAUUACAUUAUUUCGAAUGGAACAGCGCCUGAAACAGUUCCUAGUCAUGUAACAAGUUUUAUUGAUAGUACAAUUACGAAAAUUAAGAUGUUUCAGUUGCAAAAUGUAAGCAAAAAUACUGACGAAUUGAAUUCUACUGGAGGUCUAACUCGGAGUAAUAAUACAACUUUGCCAGAGAAUUGCUCGGAGCCCCUGGAGGUUGAGGCCAAUGAUGAAUAUUUCGAAAGCCUUUAUGAGAAUAUGAGCGAAAAGAAAAUCGCUUUUAGCACUGUUCUUACCAACACAACUGAUUUUGCAAAAGAUUUUUAUGAUGAAUGCCAAUUACUAACAUCAAAAACAGAAGAAGAGUUCAAAGACUUUAUAUGUGGAAAAAUUCAAAAACUUAAGACAGUUGCCAAUAUUAUAAAGGCAACUGAUCAGUGCGUCCAAACAACCUUUUCCAAAGGCUCUAUAAGAAAAAGGCGUAGAAUUAAUCAUAAUGCUAAAAGAUAUCUCUUAGACACAUCUGCUUCCUCCAGUAUGGAUAGUGAGUGCGGCAGUUGUGAUGAUCAAAAGAAAGAUCCAAGUGAAAGUAAUUUAUUGGCAUCGGAUCGGUUGCAAGGCUCAAAAGCUCGCAAUUCAAUUCGAGAAUUUGAAUACAGCGAUGGCAUUGAUCUUAGUAAAUAUAUUAACUUAGAUUUUACCAAUAGUAAAUUCCGACAAAUGUCCAGCGAAGAAGUUGACAAUGAUAAGACGUUUUCGGGCUCAUCAGAAAGUAACACGGAUAAGGAAAUAGAAAGGCUCACCAAUUUAAAUGGUCUCAAAAAGCGUCAUGGACACAACCGAGGAGUCAAAUCCAUUGAUAAAAGCAAUCUCAAGUCGCUAAGUAUCAAGAGUUCAAAUACGCCCAAUGAUUUUGAUGAUGAUUUGGCAAUGUAUGACACUGAUAAUAGUUUCAAAGAAAGUGACGAUGAGGUUAUAACGGAGAAUCAGUAUCUUUCGCGAUUCAAUGAGCAAAUUAAACUGCAACUACUAAAUGAAUCGAACAGUGAUUCUGGACUUUCAGAUCAAAGUGACUACAAUCUCUCCAAGGAAUCUUCUACGGAAGAUGAUAAUAAGGGAGAUGUCGUAGACAAGUUUCUGCAAGUUUUUAAAUGCGAUAAUGAUGAUAUGGUGAAGGAUGAUGCCAUUAAUGAGACCAAAGAGAACAAACUUGAAUCUGAAAAGAAAGAGUCCGAUAGUUUUGAAGUUAGCGAUGAACUAUGGAAUGAUAACUUUGCAAACAAAAAUAGAUCUAAGAAAUCUUUAGAGAAAUUAAUGGCUGAAGCAGAAAAGCGUAAUCAAAAUGAAGAAAUCGUACUUAGUUCGGAAAGCGAUUAUUCUGACGUUGAGCCUGAACCCGUGGAAGAAAAAACGAGAUUAAUUAAGCCAAUGCUGCGUAUGGAUCAGUUGGCAAAUGAGACGAGAGCUGCCCAAAAAUCAGAAACUGAGAGAAUACGAAGGCUGGAAAAAAAACAUGUACUGCUUUCUAAAGCAAUCAAGAGUAAUUCGGGCAAUACAACAAAAUCUGGUUUAAUACUCGACUAUAUUGAAAGUACUAAAACGUUUGUAAAGGUUGAUGAAGAAAUUGUUAAACAACUGAAGCCGCAUCAAAUUGAUGGCGUCAAGUUUAUGUAUGAUUCAUGUUACGGUGGAAUUGAUCACAAUAAGAAAAACUCUGGUUCGGGAUGCAUUUUGGCUCAUUGCAUGGGCCUCGGAAAAACUCUACAGUUAAUAGCUCUAUUGCACACCGUCAUUUCAUACAAGGAACUAAAUACAACGAAAGUCUUGGUUCUCUGUCCCAAGAGUACUGUCAUGAAUUGGGCUGAUGAGCUGCAACGCUGGUUGGGGCCAUUAAGAAGUAACACUCAUAUAAAAGUAUUCGUUUUUCCGGAUUCAUCUGAUAUUUUAGAUAAAUUACGCGUCUUGGAAGAGUGGUCGGUGUCAUCCGUCAACAGAGCAGGCUGCUUGUUGGUUGGCUAUGAGGCUUUCCGGACUCUUGUGUUUUAUCACUCUUAUAAGAACCGUGGAAAUUUAAGUUCUGCGAAAUUAGAAAAUAUUCGAGAAAAAGUAAAUAAAUACUUACUGCAACCAGGUGCAGAUCUUGUCGUUUGUGAUGAAGGCCAUAUCAUAAAAAAUAGCAAGUCAGCCAUAAGUCUGGCUGUUGCAAAAAUAAUCACACCAAAGCGAAUUAUUUUAACUGGCACUCCAAUUCAAAAUAAUCUCAAAGAAUGUAGAUUACAGUAUGGUUAACUUUAUAAAACCUUUAUACCUCGGAACUGAAAAAGAAUUCGCCAAUUUAUAUGCAAAUCCAAUUAAGAAUGGACAACAUAAGG
Messenger RNA from Drosophila novamexicana, 3130 nucleotides. RefSeq names its product transcriptional regulator ATRX-like. Gene Ontology annotation, molecular function: ATP binding; ATP-dependent chromatin remodeler activity; ATP hydrolysis activity. NCBI's taxonomy places the organism in Eukaryota, Metazoa, Arthropoda, Insecta, Diptera, Drosophilidae. Gene Ontology annotation, cellular component: nucleus. The record is from RefSeq and is a predicted model, not a curated record. The coding region runs from base 402 to 3047 and encodes 881 amino acids. The transcript has 8 exons.